Molecule: messenger RNA, 447 nt
Organism: Gongylonema pulchrum
Lineage: Eukaryota; Metazoa; Nematoda; Chromadorea; Rhabditida; Gongylonematidae
Source: the annotation of a GenBank genome assembly
AUCCAGUGUAUAAGGACAGAUUUCACUGUGAAAGUUUACGAGACGAAUGCUCGGAUUGCACUGGAGCAGGGCGAUCGUGAAGAAUACAAUCAGUGCCAAAGUCAGCUCAAAUUAUUGUACAGAGAGAUACCGAAUUCGCCGAAUCGCUAUGAAUUUACAUCCUACCGAUUGCUCUAUUACAUUUCUGUUGCAAAUACCAUUGAUCAAACUACUUUGUUAAGUGAGUUGGAUGAAAAAGCACGAGAGGAUCCGUGUAUUGAAUUUGCGCUGAAAACUAGAGAAGCUUGGGCACUGGGCAAUUAUGUGAAACUUUUCCGACUGUAUGAACAUGCCCCACGAAUGGCAUCUUAUGUGAUGGAUUUGUUUCUGGAGAGGGAACGAAAAGCCGCCCUGAAUGCCUGCCUGAAAUCGUAUGUUCUGAGUAUUCUUAAUAAUAUAUACGAUUAA